Molecule: messenger RNA, 4565 nt
Organism: Somion occarium
Lineage: Eukaryota; Fungi; Basidiomycota; Agaricomycetes; Polyporales; Cerrenaceae
Source: the annotation of a GenBank genome assembly
GGAGAUGUCAUCCAGGCGGAGUUUGCCGGUGAUCCUCGUGUUUGCAACGAGGAUCGCAGGACAAGAGUCAACUUGAAUCUUGAGCUGCUUCACAUCGACCACUCUAUCUUUCUCUCAUUUACCCUCUCUCUUCUCGUCGUCCGAUAGUGGGUCGUUGAUAUCCAUGGACCCGAUCAACAAUAGGGAUAAUCUCUUCUCGAGAGGCCCUUCGCCGCCGCCUCAGAUUCAUCAGCAAUUCCAGCCGCCGCUUUCACAAUUCGGCGAUCCACACGUCUCUCCUCAAGGCUCUAUUCGUGAUAAUAUGGCUGCCUCGACUGCCCAUCUCGAUUCUCUUUUCCACAAUCUCGCUUCACCACCUCAAGCUUCGCAUUCAAGCCCACAGCCUUCUAAUGCAGGAAGCGUAAAUUAUCCCAACCCCCAAGAUGUCCCUGUCUCAGGACCAGCAACGCCUGCUUCUGUCACUGCAGGUUCAAUAGCAUCUUCGGGCUCUGCACCAUCUAAUCCCGCCGCUGAGCGACAGAACGUAUUAUUAUCGCUCCUCGGAGCUGUCGGAUCUCCUUCUACAAGUAUUCAAAGUGUUCAAAGUCAAGCGGCGGCUGCGCCUCCUCCGCCUCAACAGAUCCCAACCCCUCCAGGAUCUGCGCCGAGAUCUGCUCCAUCUUCUGGAGAGAAUCAGGGGAAGAUGUUGUUGGAGCAGUUAAUGUCCGGCAACACACAGAAGUAUAAUCCUGAACCACAACCUGCUCCCCAACCACAUCCGGGACCUGGAGGACCGUCUCCUACCUACAGCCUGGCUCCGGUUGCAGACUCACAGUCUCACUACGAAGGCGAUCAUACGCUCGGUGACAGUUCUUUCACCUCUCAGGAAUUCUCGCGAGACACGGCGCCAGCUCCUCAGCCAACUCAACAAGGGCCACCUUCUCCUGCCCGUAGAUCCAUGUUCGACUUUGUUUCUCCUUUCGACGCUUUGGCAGGCUCUACUUCGCAAGCGAAGAGGAAGCCCGCCCCUUCUCAAGCUGCUAGCAGCAUGGACGAACCUGCUUGGAAUCCUCCCCCUGUUGAUUCGAAACGAAAAUCUGUAGAAAACCUAAUGGACCAGCUUACUCGGGGGCAGGCGCCCCUGUCUGCUCCAAACCAGCCUCCGCCUAUGACCGACACAUACGCUCCUACUGACGAGUCAGCACAAUCUAUUGAGCCUGCUCAGCAAGCUCAGAGGGCACCUCGACCACUACCACCUCAGCCUUCGCAGCAGUCCACUUCCCCUCGUUCGUCUCCUCCCAAGGCUCCUGCCCAACAACGUCAACAGAGACGAGGUGCUUCUGACUCUCCUGGAGGACAAGCCCCUGACUUCUCGACCGCUAUGCAGAGAGAUAAGGAGAGUUCUCCACUCCCAACGAGCACGUAUACCAGGAGGAAAGGCAGGGCCAGUCCCAUUAUCCAUAUGCAGAGUCUGAUUAUCGACGUUACUCGUCCACUGGAAGAGAUUCAAGCUCCCAGAGAUGGUGUCAAAUCUACCGCUAUCGCUUUAGUUAGAGUGGAUUCUACCUUCUUACCUGGUACCACAAUUGGCGCUACGCACUGGGUUGCUUACGCUAUGACGAAAGGACGUGUUCGUGUUAUUUCGCGCUCCAGUGGUGAUCGCACUCUCUUGCAGUUGCCUCAGAUUUUCCCGCCGACCGUUGCGGUCACUGACAUGUCUGUUCAUGGUAACAGACUUGCUGGCGUGACUUCAGAUGGUGGUUUCGUUGUUUGGGAGUUGCCUGAGGUUAUUCGUGACGAUGUUCCGGGUACUAUCAUGCUUUGUGUCUUGCCAACGGCAGACAUGGAUCCUCUUCGAGCAGUCAAGUGGCAUCCUCAAGACCCUGAUAUUGUCACCGUCACAUCGGACAAUAACAUCUAUCUGAUCAACAUUGCGGAUGCGGCGCACAUCUUCGGUGGUCAGCCUAUUUCUCAGACAGAACUCCACCGUGUGGCGCGUGUAUGGUCGGUCGCUUCUCCUAUCGUCGCCUUCGACUACGAUAUUCCUCGUUCUGCGAUCGGUACAAUCUCUGAGGAUUCGACCCUCACAAUGUGGAAUAUUCGUGACCAGACCCCAGUUUGGUCGAACAAGAUUCGAGGAGAUGAUCUACCUUCGUCUCUGAUGUUCCUUGAGAAGGGAGUUGUCGUCGGUCGCAAGAAUGGCACCGUCUUCCAACUCCUGCCUAUCAUGAGGACCGACGUCCAUUCGACUAUCAAGUUUGUCAAUGGCAACGUCGAGGACCCAGACAUGUUCGGUCACGCGAAUUACGACUCUAGGAUUCAGACUCUCUGGAUUGCGAACAACCGACGUGACAGUAUGUUCGCUUUCAAAAUCGACUUCACGAUGCGAGACUAUACUCCUCGAGGCGAGGAACCACUUCUGAAGUCUGUCAUGUGCGAUCAGGUCGUCGAGUUCAGUGGUCCCAAGCCCACCAUUCAUUUCGUCAUUCUUACCGCUGACGCCGAUCCUACCGGCGAGGAAGCUCAUGCCGCAUGCGUGGCCGCCAAAGUCCCUCCCGGUGAACUGGCGCUUGUUGCGUUUUCUGUACACUCCAGCGGCGUCGACCAAAUCCUCAUUCGUAAGGAGUGGUAUACCUCUGCCUUCGCUCGAGCUACUUCAAAGUUCCCUUGGAACAUGUUCGGUCCUGUCCCCAAGCCUACAGAUGCCCGGAUCGAGAUGAUCAUUCCACCCGGCCACAACGCUGUACCUCAUCCAGAGCCCCGGAUGGCUCCAGCUAUCGCUCCUCCAAGAAACAUCAUCAAGACUCCGCCGUCGGAGGAACUCGAGACUGCAGAGGCGAGCCGCGAGGAAGGUCGUGCUGAAGGGAAAGGCAAGGGCAAGGGUAAGAAUGUGAACUUCAAGGACAAGGAUGAUAGUAGUAGGGAGAAAGACGUGAAAGGAAAAGGUGUUGAUAACAAUAAUGCGGAUUCUUUGGUGAAGGAAAUCCGAAAAGUGGAGGAGAGUAUUCACACUCGCAUUGGGCGUCUGAUAUCUAAAGAAUUGGAUAAGCAACAUCAACGUUUGGAGGAUGCUCGCGCAAAUGAACAAGCUGCCGAUUUCGUGCGUCAGGAGAAGAUUCUCAAGCUUAUCUCCACCGAGUUGACCAAGAACACUACACGCGUCGUCGAGAUGGCCGUCAAGGCCGAAGUGCAGAAUUCGGUCUUACCUUCUCUGGAGAACAUCACCAAGAACGAGGUGAAGAGCGCUCUGAACAACCAAGUUGCUAAAGGUUUGGGCGAGUCUAUGAAGCAGCACAUUCCCGUUGAACUCGAACGUAUGCUGUUACGUCCUGAAGUCGCCAACCAUAUGGCACGCACAUUCUCUGCAACAGUAGCCCCAAUUGUCGAAAGGCAGGUAAAGGAGACUGUCUCGAAGGUUGUCGUCCCGACAUACACACAACAAACUGCAGCGAUGCACCAGGAACUGUCCGGUCAGAUUCACAAUGAAAUUCAGAACCUGAAGAAGGACGUUCUUUCGUGGCAGAAUGAGGCUCUUCACAAGCAAGAGGUUGCCAUCCGAGACCUGGAGCAGUCCGUUCGUUUGCUCUCUGACCAAGUGAAGUACAUGGGCCUUCAUGUUACCGCUCCUUCGUCUUCGUCGAACAUCCCCAUCCAACGCAGUUCUCCGGCGCCUUCGACUGGUGGAAACCUUGCUCAGCUCCUUCGUCAUCCACCUUUGGGUAACGUCAAUCAGCCUUCACAGGCCAACUAUCCCCAAGUACAUGGUCCCUAUCCGCCUCAACAACAACCCCAACCGCCAUUGCAUGGACCCUGGUUUGGUCCUAGUAUAGCUGCACCCCAAGCGUCUCAUCCUGCAGCCCCUCCACCAGUUCCUAGCCAGCAGCCUCUGCGCACUCCUCCACCGAAUGCAAGUGAGGAGUGGGAUGACAUGUACCUUCAGGUCCUCGCGUCUCAAGAUUCGCGACAGCUUCGAGAACUCCUUGCUCGAUCGAAUCCUGACGUUGUAAUGCCUAUGAAUGGCCCUAGUCCCUUGUCACAGGCUGUCGUUUUGACUUUGGUGCACCGGUUGACGCAACUCAUUGGCGAAACUCCUCCAGUCGAGGAAGCUUUCAAGACGUCUAUCUGGUGGCUGCACCGUGCUUCGUCUACUCUGAAUACUCUCGAUCCUCUCAUUUCUCCAUACGUCGCUCGAGUCCUACCGAGCGUGUUAGGUAUGCUUAACACUACUAAACAACGUCUCGCUAUCCUGCCCGGCGGUCCAUCGCCCGAUGCUGCCCACAAUAUCUCCAACAUUCAAGAAAUUUUGUCACAAAAGCCUCUCUAGUUGUUUUCGCAUGUGCUAUGUUUUUUGUGUAUCCCGUGUUUUGUUGUUGCCCUGUUGUCGCGUUCUCUCGGUCGCCGAUCACUUAUAGAAAACCCACCCUUCAAUCCUGUGUUUCUCAUUGCCAUGCCAUACUCGCAGGUUACGACGCUAUGCCAUGAUGACCUUCACGACUCUUGCUCGAGUUUAUAGCCUAAUACUAGCAGUAAAAAUACGUGUAUCGAGCGGUUUAUGACGAAAUAUGACUUUCGACGAUUUCCAAUGC